Messenger RNA from Argentina anserina (silverweed cinquefoil), 3301 nucleotides. RefSeq lists its product as uncharacterized. The record is from RefSeq and is a predicted model, not a curated record. Gene Ontology annotation, molecular function: carbohydrate binding; hydrolase activity, hydrolyzing O-glycosyl compounds. Lineage: Eukaryota; Viridiplantae; Streptophyta; Magnoliopsida; Rosales; Rosaceae. The transcript is spliced from 23 exons. Bases 211 to 3186 code for a protein of 991 amino acids. Gene Ontology annotation, biological process: carbohydrate metabolic process.
GGUAGACUCUCCUCCAAUUUCUCACGCAGCACUGAUCACCUUCUUCUUGUUCAUCAUCAUCGCCCCUCUUUCAUCACCAACACUCCCACCGCCGCUCAUGCAACCCCGAUUUCGUCGCUGAGAUUUCUUCAGUCGAAGCAGCCUGCUUCUCAGUUUCGCUUCAUCAGGAAGAAGGCUACUAAGUUUGUUAGUAGAGGCUUGGACUUUAAAAUGGCUGGUAAUGAAGGGACACCGGUGGCCACAGAUGUCACUUCAGGAGAGAUGAUUUUCGAGCCUAUCGUUGAGGACGGUGUGUUUCGAUUUGAUUGUUCUGCAAAUGAUAGAGCAGCGGCACAUCCUAGUCUCUCUUUUGUUAAUAGCAAGGAUAGGGAGACACCAAUUAAGUGUCAGAAGAUGCCGUCUUGUAUUCCGAAGUUCGAAUGUCUUCUUGGACAGCAGAUUGUUAAACUUGAGCUUCCUGUCGGUACCUCUUUAUAUGGAACUGGGGAGGUUAGUGGGCAACUUGAGCGGACAGGAAAAAGAGUUUUUACUUGGAACACAGAUGCGUGGGGAUAUGGUUCUGGAACUACGUCAUUGUACCAGUCGCAUCCCUGGGUGCUAGCUGUUCUUCCUUCUGGAGAGUCAUUAGGUGUUCUUGCAGAUACAACAAAGCGCUGUGAGAUUGAUUUAAGAAGAGAAUCAAUGAUACAGUUCAUUGCUCCAUCCUCUUAUCCGGUCAUUACUUUUGGCCCAUUUGCUUCACCAAGUGCUGUUUUAAUAGCUCUAUCACAUGCAAUUGGUACUGUGUUUAUGCCACCAAAGUGGUCCUUGGGUUAUCAACAAUGUCGCUGGAGCUAUGACUCUGAUGAGAGAGUUCAAGAGGUUGCAAGAUUUUUUCGGGAAAAAAAGAUUCCGUGUGAUGUCAUAUGGAUGGAUAUUGAUUAUAUGGAUGGUUUUCGUUGUUUCACAUUUGACAAGGACCGUUUUCAAGAUUCAAAAUCCUUGGUGAGGGAUCUCCACCAAAAUGGUUUCAAGGCAAUAUGGAUGCUUGACCCAGGGAUAAAAGCAGAAGAUGGUUAUUUUGUGUAUGAUACUGGUUCUGAAGCUGAUAUCUGGAUUUCGAAAGCAGAUGGAAAACCUUUUGUUGGGGAGGUAUGGCCUGGGCCAUGUGUUUUCCCAGACUUUACACAGACAAAAGCUCGAUCAUGGUGGUCCAACUUAGUUAAAGAUUUCAUUUGUAAUGGUGUGGAUGGUAUAUGGAAUGACAUGAAUGAACCAGCUGUUUUUAAGGUUGUCACAAAAACAAUGCCUGAGAGCAAUGUCCAUAAGGGGGAUGAGGAACUGGGAGGUUGCCAGAAUCACUCACACUACCACAAUGUAUACGGGUUGCUGAUGGCGAGAUCAACUUAUGAAGGGAUGAAGUUGGGUAAUGAAAUGAAACGUCCGUUUGUCCUCACAAGAGCUGGAUUUAUUGGUAGCCAGCAGUAUGCUGCAACAUGGACCGGAGAUAAUCUUUCCACUUGGGAACACCUGCAUAUGAGUAUUCCCAUGGUUCUUCAAUUGGGUCUAAGUGGUCAGCCGCUAUCAGGGCCCGAUAUUGGUGGCUUUGCUGGAAAUGCCACACCUGAGCUAUUUGGAAGAUGGAUGGGAAUAGGCUCUCUGUUUCCCUUCUGCCGUGGGCACUCUGAAAAAGACACCGCUGACCAUGAACCAUGGUCUUUUGGGGAAGAGUGUGAAGAAGUAUGCCGCAUGGCACUGAUGAGGCGCUACCGGCUUAUACCUCAUAUAUACACUCUCUUUUAUAUGGCUCAUACGACGGGUACUCCAGUGGCAAGUCCUACAUUUUUUGCUGACCCGAAAGACACCAGCUUAAGGAAAAUGGAGACUUCUUUUUUGUUGGGUCCGGUAUUAGUGUGUGCAAGCACUGCAGUUGGUCAGGGGAUGGAUGCUCUGAACUGCACAUUGCCGAAAGGAAUUUGGAUGUGUUUUGAUUUUGAUGAUUCACAUCCUGAUCUACCAGCAUUAUAUCUGCAAGGUGGAGCAAUUAUUCCUGUGGGUCCUCCUCAUCAGCAUGUCGGUGAAUCUAAUAUAUCAGAUGACUUGACGCUCCUUGUGGCUUUAGAUGAACAUGGGAAAGCUGAAGGUGUUCUGUAUGAAGAUGAUGGUGAUGGAUAUGAAUUCCGGGAAGGAGGAUUCUUGUUGACACACUAUUUUGCUGAACUGGAGUCAUCAACACUUGCUGUCAAAGUUGCAAAAAUUGAAGGAUCUUGGAAGAGGCCAAACCGUCGCUUGCAUGUGCGACUAUUGCUUGGUGGAGGAGCAAUGGUUGAUAUCUGGGGUAAGGAUGGAGAGGUUCUUCGAAUUUCAGUUCCUUCAGAACAGGAGGUCUCCCAGCUGGUUUCUACUAGUGAGAAACAGUACAGAGCUCGUUUGGAAAAUGCCAAGCGUAUUCCAGCAGCAGAAGUGAGUUCUGCGCACAAAGGAAUAGAGCUAUCAGGGACGCCUAUUGAACUGAAAGGUGGUGAUUGGGCUAUUAACGUAGUGCCCUGGAUCGGCGGUCGAGUCAUUUCCAUGAGUCACCUUCCUUCAGGGACACAGUGGCUUCACAGUAGGGUUGAUAUUAAUGGUUAUGAAGAAUAUAGCGGUACCGAGUAUCGCUCUGCUGGUUGUUCUGAGGAGUACAAUGUUAUUGAACGAAAUCUCGAGCAUGCCGGGGAGGAGGAAUCCCUCAUGUUAGAAGGUGACAUAGGGGGUGGAUUGGUUCUACAACGAUACAUAUGUAUUCCGAAGGAUGAUCCCAAGGUUUUCAGGAUUGACUCUAGCAUUAUAGCACGCAAAGUUGGUGCUGGUUCUGGAGGAUAUUCAAGACUGGUCUGCUUGAGAGUACACCCGAUGUUCACCCUGUUGCACCCCUCAGAAUCUUAUGUUUCAUUUACGGCCAUUGAUGGGUCAAAGCAUGAAAUUGGGCCAGAAUCUGAUGAGCAAUUCUAUGAAGGGAAUUUACGUCCAAAUGGUGAAUGGAUGCUCAUUGAUAAAUGCCUUGGCUUGGGGUUACUGAAUCGGUUUGAUGUUAGUCAGGUUUACAAGUGCUUAAUCCACUGGGGAACUGGUACGGUUAAUUUAGAGCUGUGGUCUGAGGACAGACCUGUUUCAAACCAAUCACCUCUUAGAAUAGCCCAUGAGUAUGAGGUGAUAAAUCUCACUUAGAAAAUCUGGUAUGUAAAAUUUUACCAAAUAAAUGUCUGACUAGUGAGAAGCUGCUACAGUUUUAAGUGUGGCUUUAAUCGCUUUAAUUAUGCAAGAAAUGCAUGUUAAUGUUGCA